Molecule: messenger RNA, 1461 nt
Organism: Penicillium odoratum
Lineage: Eukaryota; Fungi; Ascomycota; Eurotiomycetes; Eurotiales; Aspergillaceae
Exons: 2
Coding region: 1-1461 (486 amino acids)
Molecular function (GO): nucleic acid binding; zinc ion binding
Source: RefSeq, a predicted model, not a curated record
AUGGCGAAAAAGUCAAAAAAGGGGCCGACCGCCCGGCCGACACCUCAAAACGUGGCAGACUGGCCCGAUCCGCCAGCGAUCGACAGCAGCCACGAUCUACGCGCCACAGCAGCAAAAAUACAGAAAACAGCCGUGCUAUGGAAGUCUGCAACAGACGAGAACCGUGACCCCCCACCGCCAGCCAAGCUGCACGGCUUCUUUGACGCCGUGAUCUCCCUGGCGAAGAGGAUGACGGACAGCGAGCUGCUGGCGGAGCUGCAGCGCCUGCGCGCGAUAUUCGACGAGCAUGCCAGCAAGCAGGCCGACCUGUAUCACAAAUUGCAGGCGUCUAUCGACACCCAGGCCGUCGCAGCUGCCGCCGCUGCUACUGCGAACCCUGCUGGCUCCCGCCGGCCAAUGGAUUACCGAGCUGCACUUCGCAGCAAUACCGAAUCCUCUCUUGUCUCCGGCUGGCUGAACAGAGCCCACACCAACGGCACACUCUCCACCAAUGGCCUCAGCACCGGUAGCGCCCCUGCACCGCAGCGGGUGCUACGAGAGGACCUGCAGCUGAUCAUCCGUGGCACAGAACGCUCUCUGGUCGAUCCGCUACGUCGACAUGCGGAAGAAGUGGUCCACCGGGCCAAUCGGACGAUCAAAGACGUCUGUGACGAAGCCAAGAUCGCUCCGGUUGAGGUGUCUACCGGCUUUGUGCUGCCCAGCGGCGACGUGCUUCUCCGUUGCGACAGCGUACGCGACGUCCGCCAGUUGACUGACCUCUGUAGCCCGCAAGAUAACAGCUGGUGUGCCGUCUUUGGACCGAAAGCGCACCUUAAGCGAGAAACCUUCUCCGUUGUCAUGCACGGCGUGCCGAUCAGCUUCGACCCCUCCGCCCCAGAUGCUGCGAAACGCCUGCGUUCACAGAACGUACGCCGCAUCCCUUCGACCGCUAAUAUCAUGCACAUCGGCUGGCUCAUGCCGGCACGUAAGAUGGCCGACCUCCGGAAACAGGCCACAACCUCCGAUACCACCACCGCUAAGCUCGUGAUCGAAUUCGACGACCCAGACGCAGCAAAUCAAGCAAUUCUUCUCGGCCUGGCGCUGCAGGGGCGGGAUCACGACUGCCAAUUCUUCGACGGCAGCCACCGGCUGCAGCAGUGCUUCCAGUGCCAAUCGUACGGUCAUAUCGCCCGUAAUUGCAGAAGGGAGAUCCGCUGCGCGUACUGUGCUGGAUCUCACGACUCCAAGGAAUGUGCACAUGCCCGUAACCGCGCGUCUGCCAAGUGUGCUGUGUGUAUCAGGCACAACGAAACCGCAGUUGAAGAAGCUAAGGUCAAAAUUAACCACUUUGCCUUCGAACGAGAGUGCCCUCGGCCUCCACCGGACGGCCACAGCCCCUACCCCAUCAACGUCAACAUCCCCAGCUGCCCCUACCCCCGCAGAAGCAUACUCCGGCUCACAAAUCGGCAAAGCGGCCCGUGA